Molecule: messenger RNA, 818 nt
Organism: Cynoglossus semilaevis (tongue sole)
Lineage: Eukaryota; Metazoa; Chordata; Actinopteri; Pleuronectiformes; Cynoglossidae
Gene: mrpl34
Product: mitochondrial ribosomal protein L34
Exons: 3
Coding region: 103-480 (125 amino acids)
Biological process (GO): translation
Cellular component (GO): mitochondrial large ribosomal subunit; ribosome
Molecular function (GO): structural constituent of ribosome
Source: RefSeq, a predicted model, not a curated record
GCCAAUUGCUGUACUCGAUAUUGGAAGGUAACUAACGAAUCUGUGACUUUCACAGAGCCCACGUUAGACACAACAAUUGUCUAAAUAUCUUUCAAAGAUAAAAUGAACAGUAUAUUCUCUUCGUUUUCUCGACUCCGGGUACUUACCAGCGUUGGCAGCAGCAUUCAUGCCAGAAGUGCAGGUAUGCCAGCUACCUCUCACCUCAGAUUAUUCAGCAGCUGGAUUGCGUCUAGAACAUCUCCAUCACCUUUGAUUUCCAAAUGUGGACCGCUCUCUUCACAAGCAGAAGGUUCAGGAUUAUUCCAGCAACUUCCAUGCCAAUAUCAGCAAAUCCGGACACGCAAAAGAGGCAUUGAGUACCAGCCCAAGAACAUCAAACGUAAAAGAACACACGGCUGGAUCAAGAGGAUGAGAACCAAAAGCGGAAUUGAAGUUGUUCUACGGCGAAUGCUAAAGGGACGUAAAUCACUCACACACUGAGGAAUUCCUGUUGGAAAACCUGAGAUAAUAAAGAAGAGACUUUGGUUUUGGAAUGUUGGCAAUGGGGAAAAAGCUCUGUGUGUUGUCCAAACUGGUGAUACUGGGUGACAAACUGGUGAUACUGGGUGACAUUGGGUGGGGUUUGAAGUGGCCAUUCACAUCAGCUUGAUUUUACCAUGAGUUGUAUGAAACCUGGUAGUUUCAUCCAAACAUGUAGAAAAAUAAUCCAUCAUCCUUGUGAAGUCAUAAUCACAAUUAUAAAAAGAUCACAGUUGAUUGAUAAACAAAAUCUGUUGAUGAGAAAACACAUCUUAAUAAAGUUAUAUUGUAAAAUCAAA